This is a messenger RNA of Charadrius vociferus (killdeer), 792 nucleotides long. It is a transcript of the gene FAM53B, whose product is annotated as family with sequence similarity 53, member B. Gene Ontology annotation, biological process: positive regulation of canonical Wnt signaling pathway; protein import into nucleus. The record is from RefSeq and is a predicted model, not a curated record. Gene Ontology annotation, cellular component: nucleus. NCBI's taxonomy places the organism in Eukaryota, Metazoa, Chordata, Aves, Charadriiformes, Charadriidae. The transcript is spliced from 5 exons. The coding region runs from base 1 to 792 and encodes 263 amino acids.
AUGGUGAUGAUCUUAACCAAAACUCGGGAAAACAAAGGUGCUGACUCCGUAACAUGCAGGACUGAGCUGCACACUCCAAAGAUGAGUCAAGGACCUACCCUCUUCUCUUGUGGCGUGAUGGGCAGCGAAGAGUUUUCCAGGAAAGCAGCUCACUCGCAAACCGAGGGGUUCUCAUGCGACCCCCACGGCAACCCCGCAGCCCCCCCCAGCAAGCGCCAGUGCCGCUCACUCUCGUUUUCGGACGAAAUGUCGAGCUGCGGGACCUCGUGGAGACCUUUAGGCUCGAAGGUUUGGACCCCGGUUGAGAAACGGCGGUGUUACAGUGGGGGGAGCGUGCAACGCUACUCCAACGGCUUUGCCACCAUGCAGAGGAGCUCGAGCUUCAGCCUGCCCUCGCGGUCCAACCCGCUCUCCUGCGAGCAUCCCGCCCUCAGCAGCCGGUUGGGAUGCCCGCCGAGGAAAUCGGCCGCCGGCGGGCACGGAGGAGACCGGGUGGACAUGCAGAGGUCCCUCUCCUGCUCGCACGACCGCUUCUCCUCCACGGAGUAUUGCCCGCCCUCGGCCAGCAGCACACCCGCCUCCACGCCGGAGCUGGGGCGAAGGGCCGGAGGGCUCUCCCGCAGCCGCUCGCAGCCCUGCGUCCUGAACGACAAAAAGGUGGGCGUCAAGCGACGGAGACCAGAGGAGGUCCAGGAGCAACGGCCCUCGCUGGACCUCGCCAAGAUGACCCAGGUAAGAGGCGUGUUUUCCACCAUCUCUUGCCCUUCAGCUGCUCCCUUGAGGCUCCAGUGA